Messenger RNA from Penicillium brevicompactum, 1392 nucleotides. RefSeq names its product NAD(P)/FAD-dependent oxidoreductase. Gene Ontology annotation, cellular component: cytoplasm. The transcript is spliced from 3 exons. NCBI's taxonomy places the organism in Eukaryota, Fungi, Ascomycota, Eurotiomycetes, Eurotiales, Aspergillaceae. The coding region runs from base 1 to 1392 and encodes 463 amino acids. Gene Ontology annotation, molecular function: oxidoreductase activity. The record is from RefSeq and is a predicted model, not a curated record.
AUGUCGAGCCACGUCGAGUCGAGUAGCAGGAGCCUGCCAAACCCAACCCCUUGUUUGAGCUAUUGGCAGCGGACCACGCGCGCCUUCAAGCAUCUCUAUGAAAACAAAGAUGCACCACUUCCAUCAAAGUCCAAAUAUGUCAUUGUUGGAUCCGGCAUCGCUGGUGGCUUGACAGCCCUUGAGUUGAUUGAGGGAGGAGCUAGCGCGGAGGAAAUCGUCAUUUUGGAAGCGCGAGAGGCGGCCAGUGGCGCAAGUUCACGAAAUGCUGGGCACGUGCGACCAGAUGCUUUCAGGGGCUUUAGUGCAUAUGCCAAAGUGCACGGUGAUGAACAAGCCCUCAAGAUCAUCAACGACGAACGGCUUGUGCUCGAUCGCGUUGCGGAAUUUGUCAAGAAGCAUGAUGUCCAAUGUGAUUUCAAUCUGACGACGACAUUCGACGUUUGCAUGACUCCAGAGUUUGCUGCGUACGAGGCAGAAAGCCUGGAAGCUUUCAAGCGGGCCGGCGGCGAUACCACGCAUAUCAAAUUCUAUGAAGGAACAGAGGCAGAGGCAAAGACAAGAGUCCCGGGCGCCUUGGCGGCCUACGAAUGGCCAGCAGGAUCUAGUCACCCGGCAAAAUUGGCGCAAUUCCUCCUCCAAUCAGUCAUAUUGAAAGGUGCAAAGCUCUUUACCUUCUGCCCUGCAAUGGAAGUCACGCCCAGUCAUCUGGAUGCGGGUUUAUGGGAUGUCCACACUACUCGCGGCUCAAUCACUGCCGAGAAAGUGAUCCAUUGCACAAAUGCGCACGCUGCCCAACUACUGCCGCACUUGGACCCUUACAUGCGACCGAAUCGUGCUCAAGCCCAGUCUCUCGUGCCUGUUCCUGCUUUCUCGGGAACUGAUGCUCUGCAGAGCACUUACUCUCUGCGCUACAGUCUUCAUCACUUCUACUCGUUGAUUCAACGCAAAGGGGAUGGUACAUUGGUAUUGGGGGUCUCGAGGUCGAACCCGACACUCAGCCCUGAGACAAUCGCCAGUCGAUUGAGCACAGAUGAUUCUCGAUACAAUGACGAAAUCGUCGAAGACGCAUUGCGUAGUUUUGGUGAAAUGUUCCCUGACUACAAGUCCGACGCUGCCAUGCACGGUGAAGGAUUAGAUCACGCUUGGACUGGUAUCAUUGGUAUGACGACGGACUCUGUUCCUUUUGUUGGUGCGAUCGAGUCGCUACCUGGACAGUAUAUUUGCGCAGGUUUCAACGGUCAUGGCAUGGCGCGGAUAUUUACCUGUGCUCCGGGCGUCGCCCAAAUCGUGCGGGGAGAAAGUUGGUCCAAGACUGGGCUUCCUGAAUGUUUCCAGUUCAAUACGGAGCGGCUUAACAGACUCUCCAAAGGAGAUCUGCCAUCGAUUUGGUAG